Molecule: messenger RNA, 828 nt
Organism: Dracunculus medinensis (Guinea worm)
Lineage: Eukaryota; Metazoa; Nematoda; Chromadorea; Rhabditida; Dracunculidae
Source: the annotation of a GenBank genome assembly
AUGCAAGUAAUACUAAAUAAUGUAUCAGAAACUGCAGCAAGAAUCAGACUCAGGAUUAAUGUAAAUAAAAAGAAAGUCUUUUCGUCUCAUCAAGAAGCUGAUAAAAUACCUAUUUUUGUUGAUGAAACCUUUAUAAAUCACAAAAUCACCAUAAAAACGAAACUAUAUACUCGCGAUUUACUGGAUCUUGUUAAGUUACAUUGGAAUAAUGUUGAAAAUGUUGGAGAUGAAUCGCCGUAUGUUGUAUCCAUGCGUAACCAUUUACGUACGAAUGUGCCACUUAUUCGAGAUUUUUUUGCAGAUCGUCGCAAAUAUUUUGCACAUUUCUGCCUAAAAUUAGCGACGCAGUUGGUUAAUAAAUUUCUGGGCGCUCUUUUUAGAUGUCGUCCGAUGGGUAUUACUGGUGCUGAGCAGUUGCUUCUGGAUACUCAUGCUUUGAAAACAUUCUUACUUUCAAUGCCAUGUGUUGAAUCAUCAGUCAGCGUAAAACCUCCUACUGUUUAUAUCAACAUCAUUGUUAAGAUAAUGACUAAAGCAGAAAUGAUUUUGAAGAUAGUUAUGUCCGAAGCUGAUAAUCCAGAAGACUUUGUUAACGCUUUUUCUCGUCUUAUGCCAGAUUCUGAUUCUUCAGAACUUCAGAAAAUACUUGAAAUGAAGGCAUUACGCCGGCAGGAACAGGCUAAUAUUAUUCAAUUGUAUAAAACACGGGUCGAGAGUCAAAAUCCUUCAGAUGGAAAUGCGUCGCAGUCAUUAGCACUUUCUACGCUCGAAAGCAUUGGAGAUUCAAGUAUCCGAAGACUGGAACAACUAGUCAAGAAGAAAUUCUAA